UAUGUGGUGUGGAAUCUCUUCGUGAUGUGACUUUCUGAUAUAAUUUGCAUUAAAAAUCAAUCGUGAUUCAUUUGUGCAGUCAUUUUGGAGAACUGGUCAUGUGUUUAGACUCAAGAUUCAUUGAUAGUAUGAAAAAAGAGUAAACAAUUGUGUUCAUAACAGAGUAAUAAAAAAACAAUAGUUAACGCGUAGAAGCAUAUGUUUUUGUAUGUGAAUUAAUAGAAAGAAACCAAAACUACCAAAGCUUAAACUUUGGUUGGGUUCUUUUGUUCGGAAUAAUAUCACACACGUGAUUGAGUGAAAAACAAUAUUGAAAAUGCCAACCACUUGUCAAAUUAACUUUGAGAACAAUGCACAGAAGAUUGUUUACUCUGGCCAAAAAUUACACAUAACAGUUCGGUUGAAGUUGACAGAAGAAAUAAAUGUUCGUAGCCUUCACAUACAUGGAACAGCGCAUGUCGAAUUUUUUCAAGAUGAUAAAAAGAGAAACGGUUACUACACGGCAGAUGAGAAUGUCUUAGAUAUAAGAAAGUGUUUAUCUGGUGGAAAUGGUAAAAUUCAAGUAUUGCCAUUGGGAACUCAUGAUUAUAGUUGCACGUGCAAUUUGCCGCGCAACAUACCAUCAUCGUUUUCAGGCGCUUAUGGUCACAUAAAAUACACUGCAAAUGUUGUGUUGGGCAUAUCAUUACGGCCCGAUGAAACUUUUGAAGAGAAAUUUCAUGUUUUCAAGUCGGUUAAUUUGAAUGACUAUCCAUCAUUACAAGCUGAAGUAUUGGACCACCAUACACGAAAAUUGCUAGCACACGAAGAGUUCCAAAUUAGUAUUUCAACUCGUCUGCCAGCCCGUGGAUAUGCUUGUGGCCAAAGUAUUAACCUUGAAAUUAGACUUAAUAAUCGAUCAAGAUUUCAUGUAGAUAGCGUCAUUGUAUAUAUGCUACGACAUACCGUUUAUCUAAGGUCUGCACACAGCAAACAUAAAAAAACUGAGGAUGUAAUUGUAACACGAAAUAUGUUUGAUUGGAAGUGCAAAUAUAUGACGACAGAAGUUUUUCAUGGGAGUAUCCGAGUACCAACAAUGAUUCCACCAACAGAUACUGAAACGAACAAAAUCAUCAAAAUUGGAUACUCACUAUCGAUAAGAGCUUUCUUCCUCCGGAAAGAAGUGGCUAUAUCGUGAUUUUGCGAUUACGAUAGGAACUACACCUUUUGGCGAUGGCGCAUCACCCAUACUUGCUAGAACGAGAGCUAUUCGAAAUACUUCAGGAAAUGUAGAAAAUACAGUCGUGUCACCAGCUCCGUUAAUGGGGCCAUCAACAUCGAUGUUCCCUGAUGAUGACACAGUAUCAAUACGGACUUACACCAGCACACCACCUCCAUUUCCUGAUGACGAGUUUGAUCUUCCAACUUACGAUGAAGCGAUGCUACUGGACCAAGAAAUCGACGUCAAUCUAGAGAAUAUUGAAGACUCAUUUGCCCAAUUAUAUAUUAGAUCGACAGUUGGCAGUGAAAAUUCUCUGUAAUUCACCGCAGGUGUUCAAUUUGCAAUUAUUUAAUAUUGUACGUUUCAUCAUGAGAAUAGUAUUAAGUGCAAAGAUCGAAAAUGCCUUCUUAUCAACCACAACGCUACCUUGUUUAUUCAGACAUUUUAAUGUGAGAGAAAAAUAAAUGUGUCAGAUGUAAUGCUAUUGAUUUUGGUUUUCAGCAAAAUAUGGAAAUGAAAAUUGCUUUAAUAAAUGUACGCUCAAAAGAGAACGUAUGGC
Messenger RNA from Sitodiplosis mosellana (orange wheat blossom midge), 1760 nucleotides. Its product is annotated as arrestin domain-containing protein 17-like. Gene Ontology annotation, biological process: protein transport. NCBI's taxonomy places the organism in Eukaryota, Metazoa, Arthropoda, Insecta, Diptera, Cecidomyiidae. Gene Ontology annotation, cellular component: cytoplasm. The transcript is spliced from 6 exons. The record is from RefSeq and is a predicted model, not a curated record. The coding region runs from base 317 to 1177 and encodes 286 amino acids.